CUUUGAUUUCAUAUAUUGUACCUCCCAUCUCAAGCAAGCUAGGAAUUCUUAAGGAAAGAUUCGAUUUUCCUAAAAAUCGAGACGAAGUCAAUCCAUUAUGAAUAUCCUGAAUCUUUCUCUGUUUUUCUACAUUUCGGCUGCAGUCGCUUUCCAGGAUACUUUUCCAUUAUUCGCAUUUUCGUCAUCUUCAUCUGUAAUUGAUGCUAAAGAAGGUCCUGUCUUAACCUCCUAUCUCAAAUUCAACAAUAAGGCAGAACAGCUCCUGUCAAAUUGCGAUGCUACUACGGUUUUCAUUUACCAACCUGGUCUUCAGGCAGAAGACUUUCAUUCUUCUGCUUUAUCUCAUAUGAAGCGUAUUUCUUUGGACGCUGUCUCUCAAUAUAUCUUACCUUAUUCCAAGGAGCGUUUGCAACCUGAUCGACUUAUUCACGAUGCGAAAAGCUCUUGCUCUUCGAAAUUAGUAAACAUUGACCCUACUCAUGAGUCAUUUCCCACUUUACAAAGAAACCAAAUCAGUGUGGUCUCCAUGAAGGAUUUGUCUUUAGAUGCUAAAUCACGCGAACAAGAGUUAUUUGAAUUGGAUCAAGUUAUUUACUCGCUUCACUCUACUAUAUCUGAUGAUACUGACUUCAACUUUUUCCUCACUUCUUCUCCAAAGCUUGCAAACAUGCAGUUGUUGGAAGAUGACAAAACUAAACAAAAGGAAGACCAAGAAGAAGGAGAAGAAGGACCUUCGACUAUAGACUCAAACUAUUUUUUAAGUAUGAAUCGCCUUCGCCAUGCACAACCAAUCUCCCUUCCCGUGGAAAGCAUGAAUGUUCGCGGCAAUUCUCUAGUUCGUAACCAACAAGAACAGAAUGUAACUAGUACUGAAGGCAGUUUAUUUGAUCGCUAUCAAUUUUUUACCCCAGGAAUUUUUAUGGGAUAUCUAGCUCUAGCAGUUUUGGUGCCUACUCUGAUCAUUUCUUGCAAGUUGCUCUCAUCCAUUCAGAUCAGCUACCAUGCGUUCAGCAGCCCUCGUAAAAAGAAUUUAUCUGAAAAGUAAUAACUUGUUUUGCUUAAUUUUGCAAAGUGCAACGGAUACUGUGUUGGUUUAUGUAAAGCAACAAAAAGUGCCGCUUAAAAGAUAAUGUAGAAAGAAUGGGUCCUUGGGUCCUAAACUAAUUCUUGUGAGAUGAUUUUUCUGUUAAUAGGAUAAAGUGGGUUCAAACUGAACAGUCGAGAAAUAUCAUUUGGCAGCUUUGCUUCUAUAAAAAGAAAACCCCAAUAUGAAAUCGGGCAAGGAAAUGACUGACUGUUUUGUUCCUUCUAAUUCUUCGAUGAAACAGUAUGUUGAUUGAAUUGUGAAUCACUCUGACUAUUGUUAAUUUAGAAAGACGCGAACCAUUACAAUUGAAAAGCCCCCUAUGCGAUUACAAUUUGGUUCCUUGAUUUUUUCACUAGAGAUUAUAUUUUAUGAAUAGUUUUUGACAACGUUAUUUGAAUCAAGUACAUGUUGAAUGAGUUAGAAAGAGAAUCAGAUGUUGGUUUUUUACAGCUAAUUUGUUUCAUAUUAAUUAAAUAAAUAAUAUCAACUUUAUAAUGCUUCA
Schizosaccharomyces cryophilus OY26 is the source of this 1589-nucleotide messenger RNA. RefSeq names its product BIG1 family ER membrane protein. The transcript has 2 exons. Gene Ontology annotation, biological process: fungal-type cell wall biogenesis; (1->6)-beta-D-glucan biosynthetic process. Gene Ontology annotation, cellular component: endoplasmic reticulum membrane. Lineage: Eukaryota; Fungi; Ascomycota; Schizosaccharomycetes; Schizosaccharomycetales; Schizosaccharomycetaceae. Bases 98 to 1045 code for a protein of 315 amino acids. The record is from RefSeq and is a predicted model, not a curated record.